AUAGUGGUUCAUGCAUGCUGCUAUCGGUCGCUCCUUCUGUGGUUGUGGUGUCUGUGUGUGUUUAUUGGAUAUUUGUAGUCGUACUUUCCCUUUUCUCAUUUCAGACUGUCACCAACUCGAACUCACUCUCUUUGCCCCGCUCGGUUGUUUUGUUUCUUGUUUCUUGUUUCUUGUUUCUUGUUUCUUGUUCCCUUCUACGAAGUACGAGCACUGUGUAAGCUUUCUCAGCUCCUUACGCCACGCCACCACGAGAAGACAAGAAGAACAAGUCAAGCCGCGGCUCUUGGACGCCGCUGCUCUUGGACGCCGCUGCGCCUUCACCAAUACCAACAAUCUGAUCUUCCACUCAGUGUGUCGUGAAUAUUCUCGACGGCAGCGACUCUCACUCAAUCUCACCUCUGCUGCAGUCAAUUCACCCCCCCUAUCUACUCUCUGCGAUCUGAAAUCGCUCGCCUCCUCUGGGCAAUCCUACUCAAAUAACCUCUAAUUUCCCCUGAGUCUGCGAAUCACAAGCGACAUCCUGGACAGCGCAAUUCCCUACUGAACAACAACAACAACAAGUAUCGGUUGCCAUCUCGAGCAUGUCUUUCAUACAACCACAAACUUUGAGUGCUGUCAGCGACAGUUAAGGUCCGCUUCGCACCUUUUCUUCUCUGCGAGAGGAACCUGCCAGCCGUUGCCUCUCCAGGUAGGGUUGGGAAACCACAUUUGGCAACGCAGCAACACUAUCGACGAUCCAGGACAAAGCCGUUGUGACAGUCUAGCAAAUACCCGCCAUGUUUCCCAUCAUCCACGACGUGUGGCAUCACAUUGCGGCAUUGAAGCCCUCGUUCUUGUCCAAAAGUCCCCAUUUUAACUUCAUUACUGCCCAUUGUAAGCCGCUGCUGGCCCAACGUGGUGUUUUCUCCAAGCUAAUAGGCUGUCUGCAGACUUCUGGAUCAUCGGUAAUGCAAUACUUGCCUCGAUAUGCCUUUACCCAAAUGGGAAUCUCAGAUACAUCGAUGCCCUCUUCCUAGCGAGUGGAUCUGCCACACAGAGUGGUCUUAAUACCGUGGAUAUCAACCGCCUUAAUACUUGGCAGCAGGUGGUGCUAUACCUCACACCCAUGUUGACGAAUCCAAUCACCGUCAACUCCUUCGUCGUUUUCCUACGAUUAUACUGGUUUGAGAAACGCUUCCAACAUAUUGCCAAAGAAGCUACCAAAACCAGACGGUACAUGUCCAAGACGAUUACCAAAAGCAAGGGAAAUGAGCAAGAUAUUGAUAAAGAGGAGAUGGGUGUGGGCGGUAGGAGUAUUGUGGUUCUGCACAACACUACCGUUCCGAAUGGCAUGACGGAUGAAAACGCCUCCGCUGGGGACUUAGCUCAUCACAUUGAAAAGCUAAGAAUUUUGGAGGAGGAAAAAGGAGGACGCUCAUCUGGCGAGUCGUCGGAGCGCACCAAACGACAAGAAUCAGGCACAGGAUCCGCGAACCGCUCGAAAUCACCCGGAGCAAUCGAUCGAGGUCAGACUCAGAUCAAGUUUGCCGACGAUCCAGAACUUCGUAGGCCUCCACGGCGGGCCCACGAAGAGCAUAUUGCAAUUCUUGAACGACAACGUAAACAAGACGAUGGAGCAGUUCUUCGGAUUCCCGGGCCUCGAGAUGCUGAUGCUGGUAUUGCUCCACAGGCGGUUGAUCAUUCCGAGGGAGAGGACGAGAUUUGUCAAACUUUGUCUGGGGAUUCGAAGAGUGAGCAUACGGCAGUCCUUGAUAGAGAUGACCACAUAACUUUCGACGACUCAGCGAGGCCUCGCAACAUCACAAUUGAAGAACCGAAUAAGCCUUCGACAGCCGAGCAUCUAGCAGAAGAUGCUACUGCCGCUAAGAAUGCUGCUGGUGGUGCUCUUAGAAUGCGCAGACCAAAACUAUCUACGGCCAAAACCAUAAGAGAUGAUGAUGAAACCAUAAAUCCUGUUACAAGGACAGGCACCUUUCAAGCAAUUAGACACGCAUUGACGCAAUCCAAAGACGAACCGAUGCCAUAUUUGAGUUGGGCACCUACCGUUGGACGCAACUCACUCUUCGUCGAUCUUACCGAGGACCAAAGGGAGGAAUUAGGAGGCAUUGAAUACCGUUCGCUCAAAUCUCUUGCUAUGAUCUUGACAUGCUACUUUUGGGGAUUCAGUUUAUUGGGCCUGGUGGGUCUUUUGCCCUGGAUUGUGGAAAGCGCUACCUGGGGGCCAGUUGUUGACGCCGCUGGACAAGGCAGAGUUUGGUGGGGAUUCUUCACUGCGAACUCAGCCUUUACCGAUCUUGGUUUCACACUCACCCCAGAUAGCAUGAUCUCCUUUCAGUUUGCCAUUUGGCCACUGCUCCUGAUGAGUUUUUUGAUCAUUAUUGGGAAUACUGGAUUCCCUAUCAUGCUUCGGAUUAUCAUUUAUGUUACCUCGCUGUUUGUCUCGAAGACCAGUGGUAUUUACCAAGAGCUCAAGUUUUUGCUUGAUCAUCCUCGUCGGUGCUUCACACUGCUUUUCCCGUCCAAGGCCACUUGGUGGUUGUUCUGGAUUUUGAUGAUCCUGAACGGAGCCGAUCUGGUGGCCUUCUUGAUUCUUGAUGUAAGUCAUUGCUACAGCUCGACUUGUAUCGUCACUAAUGCUCAAUAGCUGGGCAACCCUGCCGUUACUCACUUGCCUCUUAAUAUCAGAUUUUUGGACGGUUGGUUCCAAGCAGCUUCGACACGUACUGCUGGUUUCGCAGUGAUUAAUCUUGCCGAGCUUCAUCCGGCUAUUCAGGUUUCGUAUCUUGUCAUGAUGUAUAUUUCCGUCAUGCCUAUCGCCAUGACCGUCCGAAGAACCAACGUGUAUGAGGAAGAUUCAUUGGGUAUCUAUGGCUCCACGGCUGAGGAGAUUGAGGAUUCCGAACCUUCUUACAUUGGUACUCAUUUGAGAAGACAAUUGUCCUUCGAUUUAUGGUAUAUUUUCUUGGGAUUCUUCAUCAUCUCCAUCUCAGAAGGCCCUCGCAUCCAGGAUAUUAAGGAUUCAUCCUUUACCAUGUUCUCCGUCCUAUUCGAGAUCGUCAGUGCAUACGGUACCGUUGGUCUGUCCUUAGGAUACACAGGCAUCAACGCUUCCUUUUCGGCCGAAUUUGGCGUCAUCGCCAAACUAGUCAUCAUCGCAAUGCAAAUCCGUGGUCGUCACCGUGGUCUACCAUACGAACUUGAUCGUGCCGUCCUGUUACCCAGUGAAAAACUCGCGGCGAAGGAAGCGGUCGGACGCGACGAUAUCACGGGGAUGACUCGUAGCAACACAGCGAAUUCGAAGCUCUCGAGAACGAAUACCAAGGAAAGACGAUCCGGACAGGGGUCACAAAACAUUUUCAGUACAGUUUUCCAUCCCGGGCCCACUAUCCCUAAUCGUUCUGGGGAGAGAGGCAUGUUUGAUAGGAGACAUAGUAUUGCAGCCCCACCUCGAAGAGGGAGUGGUUUCUCGAGGAGUGUUAGCCCAAGUGCGUUCAAGAGGGAGCGAAGUCGGAGUCGAAAGGAUAGUCGGAUUGGUGAGAAGCUAGGGGAUGGGACGAAUGAGAGCGCGAGGGGCAGGACUGAGGGACGUCGAAGUUUCUUCCAGGAGGGCGUCAAUCCUGCACCCAAGGAUGCUACUAAACCCUAGUACAGUAGUUCAUUUCUUGUACAAAAGAUUACUGGGGAGGCGUUUAUGGGACCACUGUAUUUAGCACAGUACGUGCACAGGGAAGGCGUUUUUUGGGGGGGAUGAGAGAUAGAAUAUUUUUUUGACUUCUUUGGACCCUAUUCCUUUUUUGGAUCUCAAGAAGUGGUACGUACACCACGUAUUCUGGACUGGCUGGUCCAGAGAUUAUUGGGGGGUGAAGGUGAAAAGCUAUUGUUCUGGGUCAGGUGGAUGGGAGAGAGAGGGCUUGAAGGGUGAGAGGGGGUGGAGGGUUACAAAACAUAGAUGCAUACAUACACAGUACAUAGGAAGGUGAAAAUUAAAAUUAAAAUAGACGUACAUACACAUACAUAC
This is a messenger RNA of Hymenoscyphus albidus, 4018 nucleotides long. The record is from the annotation of a GenBank genome assembly. NCBI's taxonomy places the organism in Eukaryota, Fungi, Ascomycota, Leotiomycetes, Helotiales, Helotiaceae.